Messenger RNA from Leptidea sinapis, 1492 nucleotides. Its product is annotated as bolA-like protein 2. Gene Ontology annotation, molecular function: mevalonate kinase activity; ATP binding; 2 iron, 2 sulfur cluster binding. NCBI's taxonomy places the organism in Eukaryota, Metazoa, Arthropoda, Insecta, Lepidoptera, Pieridae. Gene Ontology annotation, cellular component: cytosol; nucleus; cytoplasm. The record is from RefSeq and is a predicted model, not a curated record. Bases 224 to 1381 code for a protein of 385 amino acids. Gene Ontology annotation, biological process: isoprenoid biosynthetic process; intracellular iron ion homeostasis; cholesterol biosynthetic process. The transcript is spliced from 7 exons.
GAGGUCGCGGACGAGAGCGACGGCUGCGGGGCGAAGUUUAGCGUACUGAUAGUAUCUGACAAGUUUCAGGGGAAACCGUUGCUAGCCAGGCAUAGGUUAGUGAAUUCAGUAUUGCAAGAAGAAUUGAAGACGAUCCACGCAUUUACCCAAAAAACCCUGACCGUGGAACAGUGGAAAAAAUGAUCGCUUAAUGUAAUAAAUUAGCAUAGAUUUCUGGACUAGAAUGGAGGGUUGUGUUGUCAAAGUGUCGGCGCCUGGUAAGGUGAUAUUGCACGGCGAGCACUCUGUUGUCUAUGGGAAGACCGCCAUUGCUGUCAGUUUGGGGUUAAGGACAUCUGUGUCUAUAACGGAAAGAACUGGUACCGAUUUCAUUAUAAACCUACCAUCAGUCAAACUCAAACAGAAGAUAGCAUUAGCAACUCUCAUCGAUGGUUUACUUAACCAAACUGGCACACAAAAUCCUGAUUCAGUAGUCCAUGAGAUACAUUUGCAGAAAAUAGACGAAUUUAUCAACAAGUUCUUAGGGAAUAUUUCUGGAGACCAGCGGAAUGCUAUUCGCGGUUUCUUGUAUUUAACAUCGGGCAUUUUAGGCGGGUCGAAUUCUGGCCUUCUGGAUCAGGGUUUGGAGGUGGUGCUGGUUUCCGAGCUGACCAUUGGAGCUGGGACUGGUAGUUCUGCGUCGUUUGCUGCGUGUUUGGCUGGGGGGAUGAUACAGUUCGCGAGGGUUAAGAAGAGUUGUGGAGCAAAGGAGUUUGACGAGAGUGAUAGGAGAUUGAUAUCGAAAUGGGCGUUUAAUUGCGAGAAGAUUAUGCAUGGAUCUCCCUCGGGUAUUGACAAUACCACGUGUACUUUCGGAUCGCUUGUUGCGUUCCGGAAGGGCAUCGAACCGCAGAUCCUUGACUUGCGACUGAACCUCCGUAUCCUGCUCGUGGACACCAGGGUUAGCAGACAGACGCGAGCGCUCACGGCUCGAGUUGUCGCGCUACGGGAAUCGAACCCCCGUGCCGUCGAUUGCAUCAUGGAAGCUAUUGAUCAUGUAACCAUCAGUGCUAAGCAGAUAUUGGAGAAUCUGGGCUGUAGUGGACCUAAUGGUGACACCAGUUCGGAGUAUCAACGAUUGGAGGAACUGUGGAAUAUGAACCAUUGUCUGCUGGCAUCGUUGGGAGUGUCUCACCCAACCUUGGAGAGUAUCCGGGCCAGUGCGUGCGCGCACGGAUUGGCGUGCAAGCUAACGGGAGCUGGCGGGGGAGGGUAUGCUAUAGUGUUGGUGCCACCAUCAACAGCACAAUCUGCGGUAGACGCCUUAACCACUGAGCUGACUUCUAAAGGCUUUGCGGUGAAAGACACACAGCUUGGAGGUCCAGGGGUCAUCUUACAUUAGAAAAAGUACAUAAUAAUUUUUGCGGGUAGUUUGGGAUUUCAAACGACGGUAGUUUAUAAUUUUUUUAAGUACAACGCUUAAGUACAUAAUAAAUAUUUCUUAUUCAAUAUG